GGCGCGCUUGGUGGCCGCCAGCUCGAUGCUCUCGUUCAGCACAGAGCUGGCAUAGCGCCACCCGACGCGCGAGGACAUCAAACCAAAGAUCUAAGACCAUCCGGCGCUCCUAAACCUCGCGCAUAAAUCCAGCGAGCAGCGUCUAUAGUGGCAGCGGCGAUCGACGCCGCGCAAAAACACCUGCAGACAGCUCCAAUCUCAGCUGCUCUCUGUCGCCGCGAACGGCACCAGAGAGGCAAAAAAUGAUCCUACCCGCAUCAAUGCUCAGCCAAGCGCGACGCGGCGCAACCACAGCCGGAGGCGCACUUUUUAGCUUACAACGUGGCGGCGCAUCGCUCCGGACCGACGCGCUGCAGCAGACAGCAAAAAACGAAUGGCUCGUCUGGUCGCCCGGCGUUCCGGCGCGCAUCGCGGCGAGCUACGUGUUCCUCGCCGUGGCGUUGGCGGUGCUCGCGCGGUCACCCGCACAGCACCUGGUCGAGCGCGCUGCCGUCGCGACGCAAGAAGCGCUACUCCACGGAGCGCACCGCGCGGGGUGGUGGACGCUCCUGUCAUUGCUGUCGUCCAGUUGCUGCGUCAUCCAGCUCGCCCUGAACAUGCUUUCUGUCGGUUGCGCGGGCUUCAAUUCCAUCCUCGGGCCGGCGCGGCCCUUCUUCCUCGCGUGCGCGUUACAUGCGCGCGUACUCCUGCGGCGCGCGGCGGUGGCGGCUCCGGGCGUCGACCCGCGGGUGAGACAGAUGAACGUCUACGGCGGCGCGCUCGCGAUCGCCGUGGCGUUUGCGCCAGAAAUGGUGGCCUUGGUCGCCAAGUUGAGACGACGGCGAAUUGACGACGUCGCGGGCGCGGCUCUCACCCUUGACCUGCCGAGUAUGGGCUGCGUCGCCUGCGUGGACGCGGUGAGCCGCGCGGUCCGCAGCGUUGCUGGCGUAGUUGACGCAGACGUCUCUGUUGGGAGUGCGACGGUCAGUGUGAACAUGGCGAGCGACGCGAUCGCUGCCGCCAUCAGCGACGCGGUCCGGAAGGCGGGCUUCCCGCCGGAAGCCGUUCGAUGGCGUAAGAUAUGAACAACUUAC
This is a messenger RNA of Pelagomonas calceolata, 1073 nucleotides long. The record is from the annotation of a GenBank genome assembly. Lineage: Eukaryota; Pelagophyceae; Pelagomonadales; Pelagomonadaceae.